Molecule: messenger RNA, 1873 nt
Organism: Nicotiana attenuata
Lineage: Eukaryota; Viridiplantae; Streptophyta; Magnoliopsida; Solanales; Solanaceae
Exons: 5
Coding region: 243-1709 (488 amino acids)
Molecular function (GO): kinase activity
Source: RefSeq, a predicted model, not a curated record
UAAUAGUCGGCUAGCUAAUUGAUGAUAAAGGAGCGAUACUCUGAAUCCCACGUCCAUAGGUGACCGGAGCCUGAGGUUCUGAGCGCAGCCAAAAACGUAGACGCAGGUCCUCUGUUCCUGCGGAGAACACGGCGAGCAUUAAGAUUUGAAUGGAGUCUCUAUCCUCGUACUAAUAAACCAGAAAUAGCGGUUUUCAGUUAUUUCUAUUCUUCAAUUCACCCAAAAAUAGAAAUUAAAAUAGGAUGUCUUUCUCUCUCCUCUCCUUAUCUUCUUCUUCAUCUUCCACACUUACCAGACAUAUUCCCUCUUUUAUCUCUACUACAUCUUCACCGUCCGCUUUACUUUCCCUUUUAAGGAACCAUUCAAAUGUUACCUCUAACGCUAGAAUUUUCGGUUCCAGCUCGUGUUCUUUCUUUUCUUCGUCUUGUUCUAUGUCGACUGCCAAUUAUGUGGUUCCGAGGGCUUUUGCGUCUUCCUCUUAUUCUUCCUUUUCGUCUGGAAAUUCUGAUGGGGAAAGCUCGAAGAUUGUGUCGGGUGAAAAUGAUGAACAAGGGGCUGAGACUGACGAUGAAGACCAAGUCUUGAUUGUUGAUGAGGAAGAUGUUAAUCUUUCCAGCUCUGCUCUUCCCCAAAAAUGGGAUGUAUUAGGCCUUGGCCAAGCUAUGGUUGAUUUUUCUGGCAUGGUUGAUGAUGAAUUUUUGGAGAAGCUUGGAUUAGAGAAGGGUACAAGAAAGGUCAUCAAUCAUGAGGAAAGGGGUAAAGUUCUGCGUGCAAUGGACGGAUGCAGCUACAAGGCCGCUGCCGGUGGAUCACUUUCUAAUAGCCUGGUUGCCUUGGCUAGGCUUGGUGGUCAGCCAAUAGGUGGCCCUGCUUUGAAUGUAGGCAUGGCAGGUAGUAUUGGAAGUGAUCCAUUGGGUGGAUUUUACAGAUCCAAACUUCGACGAGCAAAUGUGAACUUUUUGUCAGCACCAGUGAAGGAUGGGACAACGGGAACUGUGAUAGUCCUCACAACUCCAGAUGCACAGCGAACCAUGCUGGCGUACCAGGGUACGUCAUCAAGGAUAAACUUUGACCCGUGCUUGGCUGAUGCAAUUACUAAAACAAAUAUAUUAGUUGUGGAAGGAUACUUGUUUGAGCUUCCUGAUACGGUCAGAACAAUUUCGAAAGUCUGUGAAGAAGCCCGCAAGUGUGGAGCAUUAGUUGCCAUCACAGCAUCAGAUGUGUCCUGCAUUGAGAGACAUUAUGAUGAUUACUGGGAAAUCAUGGCAAAUUAUGCAGAUAUAGUAUUUGCUAACAGCGAAGAAGCCAGAGCUUUCUGUCACUUUUCAUCAAAAGAAAGUCCCCUUUCUGCUACAAGGUACCUGAGCCAUUUCGUCCCUUUAGUUUCCAUCACAGAUGGGCCUAAAGGUUCUUACAUUGGUGUGAAAGGGGAAGCUAUCUAUAUUCCUCCAUCACCUUGUGUGCCCGUAGAUACUUGUGGUGCAGGGGAUGCUUAUGCAUCAGGUAUUUUGUACGGAAUAUUGAGGGGUGUGUCUGAUUUGAGAACCAUGGGUUCCGUAGCAGCUAAGGUUGCAUCUGUAGUGGUAGGGCAACAAGGUACUAGGCUUAGGGUACAAGAUGCUGUUGGAUUGGCGGAGUCAUUUUCAUCCCACUGCAGGGACUCAACCUUUUGGUCAGAUGUAGGUUCCGAUCAGAUCUCCAGCUUGUAAUACUCGAAAGGUGAACCCUGAUAUCAGUUUAGUGGUUAUCGCAUUAGUUUUAUUCUCACAUUCUUAGCUCUUGAGCUUUGUAAAUUGAUGAUAUUCAUUGUAAUUAUUCGCGUCAUUGGUUUAAUGGAUUCAGUAAAAGAUUUAAGGACUUUGAAUUUGCUUCA